AUGGCUCUUGAGCUUCCACUAUGGAGACCUCCUACAGACGGCAUUCGACACAACUUUGAGAAGAAUAUAAAUAUUAAGGAUAGGAUAUUAGAGUCUCCACCAUGGUAUUUAGCCACAGCAGAUUCUCAACACACCCCGAGCGAACCGUACAGAUGUAAAAACCCCAUCAAUGGCGUUUUAGCCUCCACCAUAGUAUUUAGUAAAGCAAAGAUAUCAUUCGAACGUUAUCAGAUCUUUAUCACUUUCAUCCCCCAAGUUCAUUCGACGACCAAUUUGCAAAGGAGUUACUGCCUGUUUUUCUCGAUAGCUUACAAGCCAUGGCAUAAGUCGUCAGGUUUCAGUAGCGCCGUUGAUUAUUACGCGCAGAACAAGGCACAGACCCCGAAAAAGUUGUUGGAGGCGGAAAAGUUCGCCUAUUUUAUAUUCUUUAUUUGA
Molecule: messenger RNA, 435 nt
Organism: Helobdella robusta
Lineage: Eukaryota; Metazoa; Annelida; Clitellata; Rhynchobdellida; Glossiphoniidae
Exons: 3
Coding region: 1-435 (144 amino acids)
Source: RefSeq, a predicted model, not a curated record